CUAAGGUGACAACUGUGGAAACCGCCAAAUGCAAGGCAGGUCUAGACUUUUAUUAUGACAGAGUCCAGCACGUUUACCCGGAAGUGAUCCUGGAUGCCGACAAUAACAAGCCCUGCCGAAAUGCGUCAGUCGUAAAGAUUUUGGGAUGGAGAUGUCUAAAGCGGAGCGUCUGAACGAGCGCGUGAGCGAGCUGCUGACGGCGGCGGUGCAGCGCGUGCUGGAGGCGGUGCGGGACACGGUGCGGGAGUACGAGGAGAAAAGCGCGCAGACGCAGAGGGAGAACGAGAGACUGCGGAGGAGAGUGCAGGAGCUGCAGGACCAGCUGGACAGGGACACCGCAGUUUCACACAUCACUGCCCAGCUCACUGUGUCUCCUCCUCCUCCUACUUCGUUUGGACAGAAGAAACCUUCAUGCAGUCGUCAGUCGGACACCACAGCGUUGAAAGACAAGCCGUGUUUCAAGGAGGAGCCACCCAACGACGCGCAAAACGGCUUGUUUCCCGCUGAAAUCAAAACCGAAAUGGAACAGUCGGACUACCCGGCUGCAGAAGAACCCGUUCUGGAACCCGUUCUCCAAAAUACCUAUUUCCCCUGCACGCAUUUGCAGUUCCACGCGUCUCAGAACGAGGCGGACUUCCCCGCAGCGCCUCCGUGCAACAACACGGACACUCUGGACACCUUUGUGGAGCAUUUCCCCUUCGAGGAAGACGGCUGGAGACAGCAGAGCCGGGACGAGCGCCACAUCUGUCUGCUGUGUGGGAAAAACUUUAACCGACUCGCCAACCUGCGCAUCCACCAGCGCUGCCACACGGGGGAGAAGCCGUACACGUGCUCGCACUGCGGCCGGCGCUUCAGCCACAGCGGAAACCUGCAGAAACACAAGCGCGUGCACACGGGCGAGAGGCCGUACCAGUGCCCGCAGUGCAGCAAGAGCUUCUGCCAGUCCAGCCAUCUGAAGAAGCAUCAGAUGGUCCACACGGGCCGACACGUCACUGUCACCAGGAGGAACAUGGAGCUCUGAAGGAACCUCAGGGUGUCAAAAGUCACUUUUUUUUGUUUGUAGUUGUUGCUCUGGCUCCGCCCACUGCACUGUCCUGACUCUGAAAAUUGUGAUUGUGUACUGUAAUGUAAGACCUUAACACGGUGUUCAUAGGGCUACGUAACACCUACUUAAGCCCUUCAUGAUAACAGUCACAAGCCUGCACGUUGAAAAGUAUACUAACAUUUUAACAAAACCGCGUUUAACUGACAUUCUCUGGAAGCUACGCCCCCUUUCCCGUUUUAUACUGUUAAUGUUUUGGCCGUGUAACAAAUAAACGGGCCUUGUUCAUCAAGAUUUACGGAUUUGUGCGCAAACCGUCCGUACGAGCCUGUACACACAAACACAAUUUAGUAUUCGUGAGAAUCCCGUAAAUUCUGAAAAACGUUCGUAUUCUACUUGUGUUCCUGACGGUGUGUAAACCUACUCGUUUGAAGACUAACCAACGUUGCUUUUAAACUUCAGUGAAAAUUUGGAGUUCGGUUUGGUUAACCAAAAAUCAAGUGAACUCCGCAAUAUUCGUAGCGGCUUGCGAUUUUUUUCGAAAUCGCCACAUAUUUCCCACCGAUUCAGACCGGACGCGUCACGUGACGUCUUCAUGGCGCACAUUCAGCGAAAACCCUCUUCGAUUCACGUGCGUCGAAACAUGAGUACAGCUAAAAGGUCUUGUUUAACAACAAACAUCACUGUGAAAGACUUCACACAGUUGCGAUUUCGCCGAUUCGAGUAGUUUUCCGUGAAAAAAAGAACGAAAAACUCCGAGUCGCAUCGCAGAUUUCGGGGGAAAAAAAACAACGAAAAGCCGCAGCAAAAUCGAGCGUUUUUGGUCGCAACAAUCACUAAAACAUUCUGCGAAAUCCUGACUUACACACAACUUUACUUAAAGAUUGAUGAAUGACGCCCCAAUGUUUUAUAUAUAUA
Messenger RNA from Ictalurus furcatus (blue catfish), 1960 nucleotides. Its product is annotated as zinc finger protein 263-like. Gene Ontology annotation, molecular function: DNA-binding transcription factor activity, RNA polymerase II-specific; RNA polymerase II cis-regulatory region sequence-specific DNA binding. The transcript has 3 exons. Lineage: Eukaryota; Metazoa; Chordata; Actinopteri; Siluriformes; Ictaluridae. Gene Ontology annotation, cellular component: nucleus. The record is from RefSeq and is a predicted model, not a curated record. Gene Ontology annotation, biological process: central nervous system development; regulation of transcription by RNA polymerase II. Bases 146 to 1021 code for a protein of 291 amino acids.